Molecule: messenger RNA, 881 nt
Organism: Mytilus trossulus (common blue mussel)
Lineage: Eukaryota; Metazoa; Mollusca; Bivalvia; Mytilida; Mytilidae
Product: apolipoprotein D-like
Exons: 5
Coding region: 206-832 (208 amino acids)
Biological process (GO): lipid metabolic process; response to reactive oxygen species
Cellular component (GO): cytoplasm
Molecular function (GO): pigment binding
Source: RefSeq, a predicted model, not a curated record
UUUACAACUAGGGACAUAAAAAGACAAAAACCAUAACAUGUAGGAUUACAAGAACAUAGUGUAUAAGGUUAGUCAUCGAACGAUCAAAACAUAGCAAAAUCGUUCAUGCUUAUCAUUUGUCUGAGUAUAGUCCAGUUAUCAGUUCAUACAUGCAAUGUUAAUUUAUGCAAACGUUGUUUGAAGUUCUACAAAUACUAAGACGAAAAUGGAAAGCUACUAUAUUUUACUUAUUUUUACCUUGAUAGGAUUUACGAUUGGACAAGUUACUCAGCCUGGCCGUUGUCCAAAUAUUCCAACCAUACAGAAUUUUAAUUUAUAUCAGUUUUUAGGUCCAUGGUUUGGUGUGGAGCAGUUUCCUGAGUUUAAACAAAUAGAUUUAGUGUGUCCAGUGACAGUUUUCAAUUUAAACAUUAAUUAUACCAUUAGAAUAGAACAGAGGGAUUACAAUACACUAGAUGAGCAAUAUCAACAACAGGAUGGUACGGCAACCGUGCUGAAUCCCCUAGACCCGGGGAAAUGGCAGGUACGAGAUUCUCAACAACAAUAUCCUUACCCUUACUGGGUUAUAGAUACAGACUACAGACGUUUUGCUGUAACAUGGACAUGCAUUGACUUAUUUAACGGCAGUCAUCUACAAUAUGUCUUUGUACUGAGUCGAUCUAGACGAGGACUUCCACAAUAUAUACGGUACCUAAUACACAGGUAUCUCCAGGCUUUUGGUGUAGAUACGAGAAACCUGCAAUCAAAUGACCAAACAACUUGCUAUACAGCAGCACAAAAUACGACCGGAAGUGGAUCAACAUUUCAAAGAGGAAGACCUUUUCAGCGUUAAAUACUUUUGUUCACGCGUACUUUUAAACAUAAACAUCGUUGCAAAAAGU